This is a messenger RNA of Phycomyces blakesleeanus NRRL 1555(-), 792 nucleotides long. RefSeq lists its product as hypothetical. Lineage: Eukaryota; Fungi; Mucoromycota; Mucoromycetes; Mucorales; Phycomycetaceae. Bases 1 to 792 code for a protein of 263 amino acids. The transcript is spliced from 6 exons. The record is from RefSeq and is a predicted model, not a curated record.
AUGCCAUUAACUAUAAUUCAUAAAAAUUCAAAUUCUAAAGAUCAGACUACUCAAGAGCCUGCUGACCAAACGGUUUUUCUGGUGUUUCUCACCAAUCCAAUCUAUGACAUGAAAUUACAAUUCCUUAAUUUGUCCAACCCUGACUUCUCAGUAGACUCAAAUAGGAUUCACUCGUUUACUAUACGGGAAACUUCUGGUUGGAUGCCUUCUGAGCUACAGGUGAAGACUACCGCUCUCACCCCUGGAAAUUUUACCUUCCAAAUGGACGUAGAAGAUUCAAUGAUCAAAGAUAUCCGCUCAUUAUUGGUGGAUGGAAUGGCUAACGUGAACAACUCGCGCAAGAAUCUAGCCUUCCAAUCAGUUAAUCCAACGUUCCAGUCCGCUGAUUUAGAUAGCUCCAAGCACUUCAUCAUGGAAUUAAAACUAAACGGCCACACAGGUGUCCGUAUGCAAGGCCAUGCCCGUCUCAAUAAGCAGGUGGACGCCCCUUCUACAGCAACGGAAAGACUCUUCAACUGGGUCAGCGCAACAGACAAAACCAACAGCACAAUCACAGGAACACCAACCGCAGAAGCAACAGCGGGCACGAUAAUCCAUUCGUCAAAUGAUCCAGCAUACAACUCCCACUCCCAAAUUGGUUCACAGCUUGACCAUCCAAAUACAAGUGAUCACUAUCGCUUUGCCUCCAGCAAAGUUAUACACACAGCACUUUAUGUGGUAAAAGAACCACUUCGUCAAGCAGAACAAGUUUUGGGACGACCCACAGCCAUUAGCUACAACAUGCCUACGUGA